CAAUCCUGGUUGCCACGUAACCCAUCUCCCCAACCUCUCUAUAUAUAUUAAGUACUCCCAUUUCCACUCAUUCUCUCCCCCAAACAACCAACCCACUUUCAUGGCGGCGGCUGGCCGGCUCCGCGACACAACCGAUUCGCACUUCCGCGGCGUCAGGAAGCGCCCCUGGGGCCGCUUCGCCGCCGAGAUCAGGGAUCCCGCCAAGAAGAGCCGCGUCUGGCUCGGCACUUUCGACACGGCCGAGGAGGCCGCCCGCGCCUACGACGCCGCCGCCCGCCGAUUCCGCGGACACAAGGCCAAGACCAACUUCCCUCCUCCGACCAGCCUCAGCCAGAGCAGCACCGUCGACUCCAACCUUCUGCACCUCACCCUCGGCCGUCCGGCGAUGCUCAAUCUCCGCCCCGAGUCGCGGCAGGAAACUAUACAAGUGAUUAACCAAAUGCGGCGCCCCACGGUGGAUUUCCUAGGGAGCGAUUCAGACUCGUCUUCGGCCGUGGUGGACAUGCCGGGUAGAGGCAUCGUUCUUGAUCUCAACCUCCCUCCCCCGGAAUAUAUAUAUAGUUAGGUGGAGGAAUUUGUAUCCCUUUCGUAAUAAAAAUAGAAAAGAAAAACAAAAAUUUUAGAUGGUUAAUUGUAGACGAGAUCGAAGACCGUCGGAUGUCAAUAGUUAGAAUAUGUCCCAUUUUCCGCCGGGAUUUGGGGUUUGUUGUUUUCUUAUCAAUGGAAUGCUAUUUCAGCCGUCAGCUUACAAAA
Messenger RNA from Salvia splendens (bonfire salvia), 753 nucleotides. Its product is annotated as ethylene-responsive transcription factor 11. Gene Ontology annotation, molecular function: DNA binding; DNA-binding transcription factor activity. The coding region runs from base 101 to 565 and encodes 154 amino acids. The transcript has a single exon. The record is from RefSeq and is a predicted model, not a curated record. NCBI's taxonomy places the organism in Eukaryota, Viridiplantae, Streptophyta, Magnoliopsida, Lamiales, Lamiaceae. Gene Ontology annotation, biological process: regulation of DNA-templated transcription.